Molecule: messenger RNA, 1728 nt
Organism: Epinephelus lanceolatus (giant grouper)
Lineage: Eukaryota; Metazoa; Chordata; Actinopteri; Perciformes; Serranidae
Source: RefSeq, a predicted model, not a curated record
AAAAAAGGCUCGAGCGGUCAGAAGCCGCUUCAGUGUGUCUGCUCUCUGUCUGUGUCCGCCGCUCCGCAACAAACCUGCUGCUGCUGCUGCUUCUCUUUUUAACCGACUUUUAAUCGGUUAACGUGUCUUUUAUUCGUGUGUCCGCGUGAAGGGAGGAAAUCAAAAUGCUUUCUGCUCGCUCUCCUCUUUCCGUCAAGGAUGAAAACGGCGUCAUCAGUCAGGUCAACAACAUGUCGCUGGACAAAGAAAACACGCCUCCGAGUCUGAACACGACCCGGAUCUUGGCGUCUAAAACCGCGCGGAAAAUCUUCGACGACGCUGCGCCCAAAGCAGUGAAGAAGAGCAGCAGCAGGGAGAAAGAGGAGGAGCCUCUGCUGAAGGAAAACCCUCGUCGCUUCGUCAUCUUCCCCAUCCAGUACCACGACAUCUGGCAGAUGUACAAGAAGGCUGAGGCGUCUUUCUGGACCGCUGAGGAGGUGGAUCUGUCGAAGGACCUGCUGCACUGGGAGUCUCUGAAGGACGAGGAGAGGUACUUCAUCUCUCACGUGUUGGCUUUCUUUGCCGCCAGCGACGGCAUCGUCAACGAGAAUCUGGUGGAGCGCUUCACACAGGAAGUGCAGGUGACGGAGGCCAGGUGUUUCUAUGGUUUCCAGAUCGCCAUGGAGAACAUCCACUCAGAGAUGUACAGCCUCCUCAUCAACACCUACAUCAAGGAGCCCAAAGAGAGAGAAUACCUGUUCAACGCCAUCGAGACUCUGCCGUGUGUGAAGAAGAAGGCUGACUGGGCGAUCAACUGGAUCGGCAACAAGAGCGCCAAAUAUGGUGAGCGUGUGGUGGCCUUCGCCGCCGUGGAGGGAAUCUUCUUCUCUGGUUCCUUUGCUGCGAUCUUCUGGCUGAAGAAGAGAGGCCUGAUGCCCGGCCUGACCUUCUCCAACGAGCUCAUCAGCAGAGACGAGGGUCUGCACUGUGACUUCGCCUGUCUGAUGUUCAAACACCUGGUGAACAAACCGUCGGCAGAAACCGUCACCAAGAUCAUCAAGAACGCCGUGGAGAUCGAGCAGGAGUUCCUGACGGACGCUCUGCCGGUGAAGCUGAUCGGGAUGAACUGUGACCUGAUGAAGCAGUACAUCGAGUUUGUAGCCGACAGACUGAUGCUGGAGCUUGGCUUCACAAAGAUCUACCGGGCGGAGAACCCCUUCGACUUCAUGGAGAACAUCUCUCUGGAGGGAAAGACCAACUUCUUUGAGAAGCGUGUGGGCGAGUACCAGAGGAUGGGCGUGAUGUCCGGCACCACAGACAACACCUUCAGGCUGGACGCCGACUUCUGAGGACAGAGGUGGAGACACUCAGUCACACAUUCCAGAAGCUUCUCACUGAGUCUCUGCAGAAGGAAACACUCAAUCCACAGAACUACAUGUACAGACAUUUUUAUCUCAGGAUGAUGGCAGAUCAGCUGACUGGUGGUUUACAUGACAGAUGAGCUGUUCAGCCAAUCGGAGCACUGCAGCAGGGAUCAGUCCUCUGACCGGGGUCAUUAUCUGCUGAGAGUAAAUUAUAAACUGAGGUGAAGUCAGCAGUGACCUGGUGGAGGUUGGAUCAGAACCCUGGUUUUAUAGUUUGUUUUAAUAAUAUCUGCUUUAUGAUGUUUUUAUGGACCUAAUGUUUUAGUUUAUUUGUACAGUUUAGCUUUUUGUAUUAAAAGUCAAAACUUCAUGUGAAAGCCUCAAA